UUUGGCAUUGGUCAUGGCGCGCCACUGCGCAUGCGCACCAACACUCCGCGUACCUCAUCUCUGUGCUGCUGCCCAGCCUCCAAACGAGCUGCGAGCCUCUGGGAUUACCACACGCUAGCCCUUCUCUUGAAGACCCCGAAGGUCAAAGGUCAGGUACUGCAGUGGGAUGCAGUCCUUCUCGGAUGACUGAAGAGCUCAAAGAGAGAAACUAAAAAGCAUAAAGAGAAAGCACAUUGAAAAUCAAAAAUAAGUCUGCCUGUGCAGAAUAAUAAAGACCCCUUCCCCAUUAAGCUGUUUUUCACCUUGUUGCCAAAAUGUCAGCGGUCACUUCAGAAAACCCAGAAGCUCCUGCAGUCACCAACCCUCCUCCCCCUGAGGUGACCAACCCUACCAAACCCGGCCGCAAGACUAACCAGCUGCAGUACAUGCAAAAUGUAGUUGUCAAGACACUGUGGAGGCACCAGUUUGCAUGGCCUUUCUACCAGCCUGUUGAUGCCAUUAAACUUGGUCUUCCGGACUAUCACACGAUCAUAAAGAAUCCAAUGGACAUGGGAACCAUCAAGAAAAGACUGGAGAAUGUGUACUACUGGAGUGCAAGCGAGUGUAUGCAGGAUUUCAACACAAUGUUCACAAACUGUUAUAUUUACAACAAGCCAACAGAUGACAUUGUGUUAAUGGCACAAGCAUUAGAGAAGAUCUUCCUUCAGAAGGUGGCCCUGAUGCCUCAGGAGGAGGUUGAGCUUCUUCCUCCUGCCCCCAAGGGCAAAGGGCGCAAACCAUCAGGGCCUGACGCAGGUCAGCAGGAUGGAUCUGUCUCUUCUGGCUCACCCACUUCUGUUUUCCCUGGUGCCACUUCACCAAGUUCACAGACAGCAGUUGUAUCCCCAGCUCCAGUGCCCAUCAUCACCCCUGUCUUACCAGCUGUACAAAACGCAACCACUGCCGCCAUGAUACCCGGCAUGCCUCCGUCGCAACCCAAUCUCAAAAAGAAGGGGGUGAAGAGGAAAGCAGACACAACCACCCCUACUACCUCUGCCAUCACCGCCAGCAGGAGCCAGUCGCCCACCCCUCUUUCAGAAGGCAAACAGGGGAAAGUGGCAUCCAGGCGAGAGAGCACCGGUCGCCCCAUCAAACCCCCUAAAAAGGAUUUUGAGGAUGGUGAACUAGGUGUAUAUGGAAGCAAAAAGGGCAGGCUUUCAGAGCAGCUCAAGUACUGCGAGGUCAUCCUUAAAGAAAUGCUUUCAAAAAAGCACGCUGCAUACGCCUGGCCUUUUUACAAGCCUGUUGAUGCAGAGGCUCUCGAGCUACAUGACUACCAUGAAAUAAUCAAACACCCCAUGGACUUGAGCACAGUGAAAAAAAAUAUUGACAGUCGAGAGUACCAAGAUGCGCAGAGUUUUGCUUCAGAUGUCAGAUUAAUGUUCUCAAAUUGUUACAAGUACAACCCACCUGAUCAUGAGGUGGUUGCUAUGGCCAGAAAGCUGCAGGAUGUGUUUGAAAUGCGUUUUGCAAAGAUGCCCGAUGAGCCAGUGGAGGUGGCCGGGGCAGGCGGUGUAGGCGGGGCCGGUGUGGUCAGUAAGAGUACUGUCAGCAGUGAGAGCAGUGGCGACUCCUCCACCUCUGACAGCUCCGACUCCGAGGAGGAGAGGGCCACCCGGCUCGCCGAGCUGCAGGAACAGGUGGGUGCGGAACAGUGUAUCUCUUUGGAGCACCCCAUUGGUAGCAGACAGGGGAUAAAAAACGGGUGCACCAAGAAUAAUCAGCUGAAAGCUGUCCAUGAACAGUUAGCUGCUCUUUCUCAGGCCCCUGUAAGUAAACCAAAGAAAAAUAAAGAGAAGAAAGAAAAAGACAAGAAAAAGAAAGAGAACAAGCUCAACAAAUCUAAGCCAGAGGAGAAAGUCAAGCCGGGACAGCCACCGAAACCAGCUCAGCAGAAAAAGGCACCUGCCAGAAAGGCUAACAGCACUGUUCCAGGCAACAGGCAACCAAAGAAGGGUGGCAGAGGGCCAGGCUACGAGUCUGACGAGGAGAUGUGUCUCCCCAUGACGUAUGAUGAGAAACGGCAACUGAGCCUCGACAUCAACCGGCUGCCCGGAGAGAAGUUGGGCAGGGUGGUCCACAUCAUUCAAUCCAGAGAGCCUUCACUGAGGGAUUCCAACCCUGACGAAAUCGAAAUAGAUUUUGAGACGCUCAAACCUUCCACUUUGCGUGAGCUGGAGCGAUACGUCAAGUCCUGUUUACAGAAGAAGCAGAGGAAACCUCCACAGAAAGGAACCUCAGGCCCCUCUCGGCUCAGCGGCAGCAGCAGUUCUUCAGGCUCGGGCAGCAGCAGCUCCAGUGGCUCCACUUCAGAUAGCAGUGACUCUGACUGAACACUUUUUCUUUCCUUUUUUUUUUUUUUUACAUUGUAUGCAGUCAAGGUUGUUUCCCCUCUGAGACUUUUUAUACGAAAGAGAAAGAAAAAGAGACAAUAAAAAUGCAUCAUGUCAGAGUUUUUAUUUUUUUUGGAAAUGUCAUGAAGAAAAUUACAGCUAAAAAAAGCUAACUAAUAAGUUGCUUUUUAAUUCCACUGACUCUGAAAGGGAUGUCCAAACCUAAAACUGCAAGGAGAGGAAGUCUUGAAGCAUAUUUUAUAGUUCAAAUUCUCUUCCCCGGCAUCCUGGUAAUGUUGUACGUUACCAUUGCAAACUUAAGCCAUGCCAUCUCAAUAGAAAAAGCGGGAAAACGGAAAACUCACACUGUUCUCCUCUGAUUUUACGUCUGUUGUUGUAUUUAUUUUUAUUUUUUUUUAAUAAUAUAUUGUUUUUGCUGUGGCCUCAUUUUUCCCCAUUGGGCGCUGUGCCAUUGAUCCAUUAUUCCUUUUUUCUUUUAAUGUCCUCUCAAACUGAAAAGUAUGUCUAUGAAAAUCAUGCCUUUCUAAAUAAUAUCACAACACUUAUAGGUAGUAUGGGGAACAGAUGGCUUUAAUUAGGCAUAACAAACUCUACAUUUAAUUUGGCCAUUUUUAUAGCUGUAGAACAAUAUUAAAACAGAAUCCUAUACUCUCCAGGUAAUAAAUAUAUGGUUUAGGAAAAUAUUUUGAUGGGAAUUAAGUAGAUUUGGUUGUUUUUUACAGAUGCUUUACAAUGAUGUGGACAUGUAAAUCAGUAAGCUGGAACACAUGCGGACUUCAUGUCUUAUUAAGCCUUGGUCAGCAAUAAAUACACAGAUUUCCAAGUAGUCACACCUGUGACUGGCAUUUGUACAUCAGAUAACUUUAGAUAAGUCUAGAAGUGUUGGUGACAUGGAUGUUGACACCUGGAAUCAGUAAAUAUCAUUUGU
Molecule: messenger RNA, 3321 nt
Organism: Carassius carassius (crucian carp)
Lineage: Eukaryota; Metazoa; Chordata; Actinopteri; Cypriniformes; Cyprinidae
Product: bromodomain-containing protein 3-like
Exons: 12
Coding region: 315-2372 (685 amino acids)
Biological process (GO): chromatin remodeling; regulation of DNA-templated transcription
Cellular component (GO): nucleus; chromatin
Source: RefSeq, a predicted model, not a curated record